Dicrocoelium dendriticum is the source of this 2910-nucleotide messenger RNA. NCBI's taxonomy places the organism in Eukaryota, Metazoa, Platyhelminthes, Trematoda, Plagiorchiida, Dicrocoeliidae. The record is from the annotation of a GenBank genome assembly.
AGCUGUUCCACGAGUAAGUAGUGAACUGCUGUACCUGAGCACGCUUAUAGGCUUGUCGUUUGAUGUCGGACGGGGAGCCGGCUCUUUGCGGAAAACUAGAUGAUGCAAACGAUGCUCGAAAUGAUAGAUCCUUAAAUGAAUCAUCACAAAAAUCUGCAACCCAUCGCGGUGGGCGGUACAUUAUUCAGGACGCCACCGACUCUGUUGAUUUUGGACUUCUUCCUGAAGGAUGGAUUCGAUUACGCCAUGGAUCUGGUUUGACCAUAUAUUUCCAUCGGUCUACUCGUGUCGUGACGGUAUCCCGCCCCUACUCAGUAGGGCCUGGGAGCGUGAGGCACCAUCAAAUCCCGGUAAGCGCCAUCCCUUGCCUGGCUUAUAAAAGGGUCCACAAUCAAGAACCUGGCAAAACUUGUAUCGAAUCAUCGGAUAGAACAAAACCGGAGCCGAUUGAUCCACUACCUCCCUCAAGCGUACUCGCUUCGUGCGAGCCUGGAUCCGGCUUCCAUUCUCCGGGCUUGCGAGGAUCUUCACAACCGCCGGUAACGACACCUUGUUCUUUCUCUACUCCUGAUCCGGGGAAUCGACAGUUGUCCGAUUCGGACCAUUACCAUCCGGAAGUAUCUGUUGCCGCUUCAGACAGAGAAGAAGGUGAAUUGUCAUCUGGCGAUGAUGAUGAAGCCUCUGCUUGGUCUCAGUCCAUAUCUAAGCGCACCUCAGAAUUGGACACGCCAUCGAAGAAAAUUCGUUUGGAGCCCCCCCACGAGAUAUCGAAUAAAUCUGGGGGUGUUAUUAGGUGUACUUCUGAAGACAAAUCAGCCUCCAUUGGAAUUAGCGUUAUCACCGUGAAACCCCAUGCGAUAUCCGGUAAACGCAGAAGACGUAGACGUUUCCCUCUUGGCGGAACGCGAGGCAGCGCUGGCCAGCAUUCUUCCGAGGCCGCAUCUGAAGAAAAUCCUUCUAAACAGACAGUGCCAGCAGCGCUCCCUCAGACAGACAAUGGAGUCAAAGAGAUGAGCGCCGUCAAAACACAAGUCUUUGCCGUCAAAGAUAAGGAGAUGGAGUGUUUAUUGACUGCGGAAGAGAUACGGUCCUAUUGCUCUCUUCUAUUUGAGAUCAAAGUUGGGGACGUUGACGGUCGCAGAAAUGCUGAUAAAAACGAAUUUGCUUCUCCCGAGAAAGAAUCCGAGGAACAACCUAACCGUGUUCUGAUGAUGCCAGAAGAAGCCAAAGUGAUUCGGUACCAAGUGUCUUCAGUCGAGGGGGAUCCUAGCCGAAGACAGUCAAAAGAGGGCCUGAUCAACUUGACUGGGAAGUCUUAUGUUUGCAUCCUGCACGAGUAUUGUCAAAAUGUCCUCCGUCGUCCUCCAACCUACCAAACAGCGGUUUUGGAGAAUGAUCGCAAUCCAUACCAGCUGACUGUCUUGAUCGACGGCACUCCUUACGCGACUGGGGUCGGACAGAGCAAGAAACAGGCUCGCCUUGAAGCUGCUCGAAAUGCUCUAUCGCGACUGAUUCCGGAUUUCGAUAAAGUUGUGGGUUCCGAACUACAGACUUCCGGACCCCCAGCUGCUUCGGAACGUAAUAUUCAGCUGUUUGAUGACAUAUCUGUGACAGAUCCUCGAAUGUACGAGUUGUCCGUCCGAAUGUCCCUCCCAACCCCAUACAACUUGCUGGUGGAAUGCCUCAGUCGCAGCUGCAUCCCCGAAAGCGACUUGAAGUCCAACAUGAGCUCUCAAAGUCGAAGCAAACAUUUCUUCAGCCUGGAACUGCGUGAACACAAGGUUAAAGUUCCCUGUAAGAACAAACGCGAGGGCCGUCAUCUGGCAGCGCAACACUUGCUCGCUCGUCUGCAUCCUGAGUUGACCACCUGGAGUGGUGUUCUUCGUAUGUAUGGCCCAGGGAGUAAGCCAGACAAGCGUGGUGAGUUGGAGACCAUACAGGGCGCACAAAAUCAGGAAAAGGCUACUGUGAAAACGAGCCUUAUUCGCCUGCUGAAGGCAAAAAUGCUUGAAUUGGCAGAUCAAUGGGUAACGCAGAUUGAACUUAGUCAGGUUAGAGGCUUCAUCUGAAUGUAGCAUGUUCGCGUUACUGGCCUGAGUUCCACAGCUCCUGCAAAUAAUGUAUCGUCGACUCGAAGAGAUUCGGAGAGGAAAAACUGUCUCACUCAUCUGGACCGGAUGUGUCAUUAUCAUCCUCCUCUUUCUUCUCCUCCUCAUCAUCAUUAUCAAUACACGGUAGCUGAGGGUGGGAAACACACUUCAGCUAACCUGCCGCCAUACAAAUAAGAUAUCAACUCUUAUAUAACACAAACCAAAAAGUAAUAUAGUGCUGAAUGUCACAUUAUGUAUGGCGCAUGAGAUCGUGGUUUGGGGAGGAAGCUAAGGAGGAACGGAUGAACGAAAAAUCUCACAGCACAAAGUUCUUUGGGGCCGGCAUUUCGCCAUGUCAGCAUGUGUUUCCAACCAAACGUGUUCAUCGUCCUUCGGCCCUCAGCUCGACACUCGGGAGACACCGAUCGACGCAAAGUUUGAAGAGAAGAAUGGUGGUAACAUUCAUCCGAAAGGCAAGUUCUUUGUCUCUCCUGACAAUCUUCCCGUGGUCACCUUUCACCCGGACUCGAAAACAGAAGUCUAUGGUUCCACCCCAGCUCCCGAGUCACCAGUUACUUCAGGAACCUAACUCCAACUGUCUCUACUUUCUCUCGACUGAUCCAUUUCGGCUCAUGUGCUUUCCGAUCCAUUUCGCAUUUACGUUACCCCUGAAUGGACUGUUUUCAAUCCAUUUUCUCGUAUCUUCCUUAGUCCCUGUGUUACAUUUAGAGUAAACUUAUUAUCUAAAUUUCCUCCUCUUGCUAUGUAAUUUGCUUUCUCAUUCUCAUCAUAUACUCACAUUACUCGAAUCAUCGGUUCC